Messenger RNA from Liolophura sinensis, 1140 nucleotides. Its product is annotated as soluble scavenger receptor cysteine-rich domain-containing protein SSC5D-like. The coding region runs from base 1 to 1140 and encodes 379 amino acids. NCBI's taxonomy places the organism in Eukaryota, Metazoa, Mollusca, Polyplacophora, Chitonida, Chitonidae. The record is from RefSeq and is a predicted model, not a curated record. The transcript has a single exon.
AUGCCCCACAAGUCCAGUAUACUGACACCUGACAUGAUGUCCCACAAGUCCAGUACACUGACACAAGACAUGAUGCCUCACGAGUUCACUACACUGACACCACACAUGAUGUCCCACAAGUCCAGUACACUGACACCAGAUAUGAUGUCCCACAAGUCCAAUACACUGACACCAGACAUGAUGCCCCACAAGUCCAGUAUACUGACACCUGACAUGAUGUCCCACAAGUCCAGUAUACUGACACAAGACAUGAUACCUCACGAGUUCACUACACUGACACCACACAUGAUGUCCCACAAGUCCAGUACACUGACACCAGAUAUGAUGUCCCACAAGUCCAAUACACUGACACCAGACAUGAUGCCCCACAAGUCCAAUACACUGACACCAGACAUGAUGCCCCACAAGUCCAGUAUACUGACACCUGACACGAUGUCCCACAAGUCCAGUACACUGACACAAGACAUGAUGCCUCACGAGUUCACUACACUGACACCACACAUGAUGUCCCACAAGUCCAGUACACUGACACCAGAUAUGAUGUCCCACAAGUCCAAUACACUGACACCAGAUAUGAUGUCCCACAAGUCCAAUACACUGACACCAGACAUGAUGCCCCACAAGUCCAGUAUACUGACACCUGACAUGAUGUCCCACAAGUCCAGUAUACUGACACCAGACAUGAUGCCCCACAAGUCCAGUAUACUGACACAAGACAUGAUGCCUCACGAGUUCACUACACUGACACCACACAUGAUGUCCCACAAGUCCAGUACACUGACACCAAAUAUGAUGUCCCACAAGUCCAAUACACUGACACCAGACAUGAUGCCCCACAAGUCCAGUAUACUGACACCAGACAUGAUGCCCCACAAGUCCAGUAUACUGACACCUGACACGAUGUCCCACAAGUCCAGUUUACUGACACAAGACAUGAUACCUCACGAGUUCACUACACUGACACCACACAUGAUGUCCCACAAGUCCAGUCCACUGACACCAGAUAUGAUGUCCCACAAGUCCAAUACACUGACACCAGACAUGAUGUCCCACAAGUCCAGUAUACUGACACCUGACAUGAUGUCCCACAAGUCCACAAUCAACCAUUUGCUUGGGAUAUUUGGUACACGGAAAAAGUAA